CGCAGAGUCCACGUCUUUUUCCUCCGUGACCUCCUUCAGUUUGUGCAGCCUGUGGAGCGAAAUGGAGAAGGACAAUCUGUGCAUGGUGCUACACUCCAAAAGAAACUUCAGACUGGAAAAGCGUCCUGUGCAGGAACCAGGCCCUAACGAUGUUUUGCUGCAGAUGCACUCUGUUGGAAUCUGUGGAUCGGAUGUGCACUUUUGGCAUGAUGGCCGUAUUGGUGACUUUGUGGUUGCACAACCCUUGGUGUUGGGGCACGAGGCAUCUGGGCGAGUGGUGAAGGUUGGAUCAGCAGUCAAGCACCUCAAAGUAGGUGACAGAGUGGCUAUUGAGCCAGGCGUGCCCCUCGAAAUGGAUGAUUUUGUCAAACAGGGUCGCUACAACUUAACUCCUUCAAUAUACUUCUGUGCCACGCCUCCUGACGAUGGAACCCUGUGUCGAUAUUACACACACAAUGCCAACUUCUGUUACAAGUUACCUGAUAACCUGACGUUUGAGGAGGGCGCUCUGGCUGAACCGCUGUCUGUGGGGAUCCACACCUGUCGCAGAGCUGGAGUAUCCAUUAAUAGCACUGUGCUCAUCUGUGGUGCAGGACCUAUCGGUUUGAUAUGCAUGGCUGUGGCCAGAACAAUGGGGGCUUCAAGGACCAUCAUCCUUGAUGUGAACCCACAGCGCUUGAAACUGGCCAAGGAAAUGGGUGCUGACUUUACUCUGACAGUGGAGCAAGGGGAUGCACCAAAGCAGGUGGCCAAGAGUGUGCAAGACUUGCUGGGAGUUGAGCCCCACAUUGCGAUCGACUGUACUGGUGCCGAGUCCUGCAUCCAAACUGGAAUCUAUGCAACUCGUCCUGGAGGUGUGGUGGUGCUGGUGGGUGCUUGCUCAAGUAUGACCACGGUUCCUCUGAUUGAUGUCACUAUCAAAGAAUUGGACAUCAGAGGAAUAUUUCGCUACUGCAACACCUGGCCAACGGCUAUAGACAUGCUGGCGUCAAAGAAAGUAAACUUGAAGCCCCUGGUGACACACCGUUUUCCCCUGGAGCAGGCUCCUCGUGCCUUUGAGGUAGCGCAUCAAGGUCUGGGGGUAAAGAUCAUGCUAAAGUGUGACCAGAAUGACCAGAAUCCCUAAUAAACGUAGCUGCAGUUGUGCAAGCUUGACCAGUAGAAUUGACUCUGCAAGGCAGGCAGGCAUUCUCCAACAGGACAUUGACCUCAGGAAAGUGUCCCAGUUUAGAACAAACAGCAGUUCUUUGAAAAACAACCUGAGUGCUGUGUCGCUUACAGGGCCACUGCAUUGUACAGACAAAACACUAAUCAGUAUGCUUUGCACUGUAUUCUCCCAGUAAUUUUUAAUAUUAAUAUUCAACAAGAGCUUUACCCUCUAGUUAAUUUACUUAUAAUUUUAAACACUACAUUUAGAUUUUUUUUUAAAGGCUUUGAAUAAUAAAACCCAAACAGUCAUAGUUUUUUAAUUUAUUUCUGGGGAUUAGUGAGCCGUACCUUUGAUUCUCUGUAGUGUAGAGUGAAUGGUGCAGUUGGACUGGUGCACCAUGGCUCUAUGUUGCCCAAAGUGGCGAGUUAAUUUUCAGGCCCAUUUGUAAUGAAAUCUGGUCAAAAGCAACACAUUUCAUCGACUGCCCUGGGCUGCAGAAGCAGGAUUUUUUUUUUUCUUUGAUUUGUCUAUUUUGGAUAAAUGAUACCCACUUCUUUAAAUCCAUGAUUAUUUCAUUUCCUCUCAUAUGGGUAGCGUGAUUGUAAUGGGCAGACACACAGAUCACCAAAGAGUACAUUGUAUGUUUUAAAAGUAAAUUUUAUUCAUACUAUUGCUGUUGUACACGCAAAACUUAUAAAAAUCAGCAGAUAUGAAAAUAGCCCACUUGCUCAAAUAAGGUAAUUAUUAAAGAGGUCAUAUUGUAUAAAACCAGUUUUGUCUACUUUUUAGUUUCAUGUUUGAGAAUUCAUGUUUUAGACAUCUCCAAAGUUCCACAAUUCCACUCAGUUACACUCAGAAAUUCUCCUGCUGUAUACGAGGUCUGUUAGAAAAGUAUUGGCCUUUUUAUUUUUUUCAAAAACCUGAUGGAUUUGAAUCUUGUGUGUUUGCAUGAGCAAACCUUGAACCUUCGUGCGCAUGUAUG
Molecule: messenger RNA, 2132 nt
Organism: Thalassophryne amazonica
Lineage: Eukaryota; Metazoa; Chordata; Actinopteri; Batrachoidiformes; Batrachoididae
Gene: sord
Product: sorbitol dehydrogenase
Exons: 9
Coding region: 62-1126 (354 amino acids)
Biological process (GO): D-sorbitol catabolic process
Molecular function (GO): zinc ion binding; L-iditol 2-dehydrogenase (NAD+) activity
Source: RefSeq, a predicted model, not a curated record